This is a messenger RNA of Daphnia carinata, 3933 nucleotides long. RefSeq lists its product as uncharacterized. The transcript has a single exon. Bases 28 to 3915 code for a protein of 1295 amino acids. NCBI's taxonomy places the organism in Eukaryota, Metazoa, Arthropoda, Branchiopoda, Diplostraca, Daphniidae. The record is from RefSeq and is a predicted model, not a curated record.
CUCAUUUUUGGUUGGAAAAACAGUCCGAUGCUUAGCGAAAUGGAAUCAGGAAAAAUCGAAAAUGAUGGGCCUGGCUCUGGCCACAAUGACGACGUCACCCCAUCGAGCAGCUCGUCAGCGUCAACGACGACGGUAGGAGACGGAACUAUUCAGGUACUUGAUGGAAGCCACGGUUGGAAGUUUGAAUGGGAUUUGUUGGCGUUGUUUUGCGUGCGAGGACUUGCGGCCGGAUAUGAAUUUGAAUUGGCCAAAGAAAGGGAAGACCUGGGUGGUAAAUUUGACGACUUGAUUUUCCGAUAUCAAGUCUCAAACGAAAUAUGUGAAGGUAAACAUUGGCGCUAUCGCUUCCUGCAGGCCAAACAUAAGCAAAACGAGAAUGAGAAAAUUAAGGCGACUCAUCUCAUCGACGGGAACGAUUUCAACUUACUAAAAUAUUUCCGUUCGUUCUGCAUGAUGAGAAAGGGAAGCGAAGACAUUCACGACUGCAUCAUUUGCACCAACAUCGGUUUUGAUAUCGACGAUGUCAAGAAGAAUGGAAUCGAACUGGUGUCGAUAAAUGACCCACCUGAAGACAUUUUUAUGUUUGGUCCCCCGGAAAAGACACCUCGUUACCAAUUGAAGUUCACAGAAGAGUUCCGAGAUAAAGCGUUGAAGGAGUGGUCAGACAUAUAUUGUCUUGCCGAACAAUUGCAAAAAUGGGCGCCAACAGAAAAAACAAUUGAAUUAAGAACUGGAGUCUUUAGCAACUAUCACGUUGCUUUAGUCAAUGAACAAGUCAUUGAUUUAAAAACAAAAAUGUUCCAUCAGGACUUUGUAAACGACGCUAAAAGUCUGUUCGAUGGGGCUAAACAACUACGCCAAAUCCUCAACGAUUUAGCGGGGAAUGACUGGAAAAAUUGGAAAUUCAAAUUGAGUAAAACAUUCGGAAAAAGCCAACCGAAUGCUGAAACAGAAAAUGGACUACCGUUGAAAAUCGAGAACAAAGACCUUGAUGCAUUUCUUGAAAAAUUCGUGUUCGUGGUGAAUAUGCCAAGCAGAAAGGAUUUUGAAGAAAUUUUACAAACUAAAGACGUGAGCAAGUACUACCCUCGUGAAGAAUGCAAAACGCAAACAGCCCUUUUCUGGAAAGAAAUGUCAGAAAUAUUCACGCACAAGGAAAAGGGCUCUUGGCUAAAAUCAGAAGAGGCCAAAGAGAUCUUAUUAGAAGGCGUUAAAAAAAUUUCAAUAGAGUACCAGACACAAUUAGGAAAUGAGGUGGGGUUCAACGAGGAAGCCAAGAAAACAAUGGCCAAUGAACUACAGAAAAUGCUGAAAAGUAACAACACGAUUGAGCGCAUAACCACAUUAUCACCGAAACAUACGGCCGUCAAAGUCAUUUCGGCCAUUCCAGAAUUGCAACAGAAACAUGCAGCAUCAAUUAGCCACCUGGUGAUAUCAUCUAGUCAAUUACAAUCCAAGGAAGACGCAGAGCGAUGGAAAAAUGUAUUUCAAUUACCGAACUAUUCUGGCCAUUCUCUUCUAGUCGUUUGCGAUGAUGGCGAGCAGCCGUUUCAAGACGAUCAUGUUGCACAAAUGGGUGAAGGAGAGAAGACAAAAAGACAUAAGGUGAUUGUCAUCAGUCGCAAGAAAGCAGCAAGCGGUAACAGCAGCGCAGAUGAAAUCAAGUACACGCAGCUGGAUGAAUCCUUCAAGCAAAAGAUCCUGUCGAUAAAAGUUUCAUUCCAAGAGGAGACUGUAACUGUUGAGCGUUUAGUUGGACCUAAACCGGAAGAUGUGUUGGAUUCCUUAAAAGAGCUGCUGCGUCCUGAAGGAGGACAAAUCAUCAUCCCAUCGUUCGAUUCAUCCCGUUUCGAGAAAUCCCUUUACAUCAAGAGACGAGUGAAAUUUGCAUUUGACGACCGUUUCAUCGCUGAUCUAGCCAAGCGUUUGGAGUGCUCUGAAGAGAAACUAAACGGGGAAUGCAGAAUCAGUUCGCAGGGCCAAAUCGAGUGGCUGGUCUAUGACGAGCGUCGCAAAGAAAUUUGGGAAAACAUAAAACAAAUGAACGACCAAACGUCAGGAAAAAUUGAAGAAGACAGUCAUUUGAUUCAGCUUGACGAGGAGCCGACUGAGCAUCCGGUUGUCAUCAUAUGUGGAAUGGCUGGAACAGGCAAAUCGACUCUCCUCUCCCACUACUACAAUGAAAUAAAGAAGAAGAAACCUGGCUGUUGGAUUAUCAGAUUGAAUUUAAUUGAACAUUCUGACGCCAUGUUGAAACUCGAUAGAAGCAAACCUGAUUUCAUUAGAUUCCUCAUCGAUCAUCAGCAUGUCAUCGGCAAUAAAUGCCCGUUUUCUCGUUCGUUGCUGAAUCACCGGUUGGAGACGGGCGAGCAGAUCGUUUUCAUGUUUGAUGGCUACGAUGAAAUCGGUGAAGAAUGCCAAGAAAUUGCGAUUCAGCUAAUGAAGUUCGUUCAAGAGAAAAAGGGCAUUCAACUGUACGUCACUACCCGCUCCCACGUGGCCCACCAUCUGCAAAACGAAUUGUGUCAGUUGGCUUAUUAUUUAGAUAAUUUCAACAAAGAGGACCAGAUCAAUUGCCUGGCCAAGUAUUGGAAAAAAGUAUUUGAACUGCCAGAUGGUGUGCAAGAAAUGAAGAUCAAGAAGAUCGAGGAAUUUGCCACAUUGCUAGUGGAUCGGGUGUCGGAUACCCUGAAAGACGAUGAAAGAACUUGCAUCGGAAUUCCCUUGCAAUGCAGAAUUCUCGGCGUAUGUUACCUGCAAACUGUUGGCGACAUUGUGGGAAACACGGGCGAUGUAAUUCGACAAUGUGAUGAAUUGAUAUCUUCAGAGCCACUGCGUCUGUUUGACAACGAGAAAUUCGAUUUAGUUAGUCUGUACAGCAAAUUGAUGGAAACAAAACGCAAAAUAUUUCUAGUAGAAAAAACCAACGCUUCCAAAUACGAUGAGAUAAAGGAUGACGCUAUUACGAUAUUGCUGAAGAAAAUGGAAUCGUAUUUAACUAAAUUGGCAUUGGAAACCAUCAUCACAGAACCAAAUAUCCUCGAAAUGUUGGGGCCAACGAAAUCUCCGUACGAAUCCAGCGAUGAUGUGGGUCGAGAAGAAAGCAUUCUUGCAAAAAACACGCUGAAAUUUGGGUUAACGUUUUCCAAUAGGGACGGAAUGCGACAGGAAUUCAUGCAUCGGACGUUUGCCGAGUAUUUGGUCGCCAAAUAUCUGUACGAAGGAUUUCAUUUGGAUGACGAACAUCACAACAAACUGCUGGAAAAUGAAUCCAUUCGGAAAUUGAUUUUGAACAAAAUCUUGGCCUCGAAGCAAUACGACGGAGUUCAAAUGUUUUUCGAUGGCAUGGUGAAGACUUUGGUCGAUGAAGAUAAAGAAUCGUGUCGCUUAAUUGUCCGUCGUAAAUUACCGGACCGGCUCAAGAAAUUGACUGAAAAUCUGUUUUCUCCGUCCAUGUUCACCAAUGCCCUCUUUUCCGCUGUUUCGAAUGGGAGAGGCAACAUAUUCCUAUUGUUGUGUGACUGCCUCGAUGCCACCUUCGAAAGACGUCAAAUCCUCUGGCCUUUUCAGUUUGCUGUCGUAGAGUAUAACCUCCCUAUUUCGUCCCUCUUUUUAAAAGAAAACAAGCUCUUUAGACGAUUCAUCAAUUAUUUGGAUAUCGGUACGGACGACGAAAACACAUGCCGUGUUGUAGGCAAACUUAUAGACGCUAUGUUCCCGUAUAAAUAUGGUAGCAUCAAUAGAAAUUCUUUCUGGAACCGAGACGGGCACCAGCAAACGCUAAAUGAAUUACUUCUGAUUUUGGAAAACCAACACGUGGCUUUCAGCAAAACUAAUGAUAGCGAUAUAAAAAAAAUUUUGGUUUUUUUCAACGGCGAAGUUUAUGGAGUUACAUCUUCGAACAUUGUAAGGUAACGAAAACGAACGAAAUAU